Symbiodinium pilosum is the source of this 936-nucleotide messenger RNA. The record is from the annotation of a GenBank genome assembly. NCBI's taxonomy places the organism in Eukaryota, Dinophyceae, Suessiales, Symbiodiniaceae.
AUGAUGGCGAAGGGAAUGAAAUCAGUGGCGCCCAAAUGGUAUCCGGCCAUGGGCAACAACGAUUACUUCCCGAACUACAACGUCUCCUUGGAGCCUGGAAGCCCGUGGCAAGAAUAUGUUGCCAGCCUCUAUGCACGCGAAGGCGUCCUCAGUGGCGAGCAGCUGAGGACGUUUGCUGCAGGAGGGUUCUAUGCAGCAUCUCCCCGACCUGGCUUGAAGUUGAUUGUACUCAACACGGUGGCGUGGAGUCAGAAAGUUCUUGAUUGGGGGGGCGCCCCUAAGCGCCAUGUGCACCAUCAUAAGGACGCUUCCGAAGCGAGCCUCUACCAAGGGCCAGAUGCUCCACUGCCAGGUUCAGACACAAGCGGGUGGCACUGGGAUGAGGAUGUGGCAAGCAAGAAGAUCUUCGUCAGCUGUGACGCCCGUCCCGCGGAUCCCUUCGGUCAGCUUUCCUGGGCAAGGACUGAGCUGGAAGCCGCCCGUAAUGCUGGCGAACGCGUCAUUGUGGCAGGCCAUGUUCCACCUGGCAACAAGGUGGGAGACAACAACUUUUGCAAGAAGCACUUGGACGACUUUCAGCGGCUUACGCAAGACUUCGCCGAGAUCAUCGAGGUUCAGCUGUACGGAGAUCACUCCAAUGACGAGUUCCGCAUGGUGUGGACAGAGGAGCCACAACCUCGGGCCGUUUCCGCGGUCUUGGUGAGCGCAGGUGUUACACCGCGCAAGCACUGCAACCCGUCGUGGAGGAUGUUCGAGGUGUCCAAGGAUCACCAGGUGUCUGACUUCACACAGUACUUCCUGAGAUUGGCUGACACUGACAUUGAGUUGAACCUGGACCGCCGCUGGAAGAAGCUGCACCGUUCAGGCAGGGUGACGGAUCUAUGUCGUGCCUCUGCAUGCGCGCCGGUCCAAUUACUGCCUACUGCAGAUCCCUAG